GAGUAUCAUGCCUCGUUUUUCGUCCCUGUCCUUUAUUAGUGGCGCACAACAAUGUGCCGCAUCCUUUCGAUCACUUGGCUCUAAGUUUCCAAUAAUGCGUCGCUGCGACCGAGUGGGUGGUAUGGGGACCCUUCACAAACGCUCUUUACUUACUUAUCCACACAAUACCUGCACAGGUACUAGUGCAGUACCCUCAGUCGCCACCGCAAACCGCCGGCCGUCACUCUUCGCUCUGUACGACGAUCAUCAUGUAGGGCAGUUUUCUCAAAGCACCCAUCGUAGACCGAAUCAUCGUGCCCAAUCGCCGCACCGAAUCAUCAAAGGGAACAACCUUCCUUGUCAGUCCCCCGCGGCGCCGCUCCCUUCACCGCUCAAGUCAGGCCCGCGUUGCGCCAACGGACGGGGAACAGGCCAUCAGGGUUCGCUCCUAUGUGGUACAGUGCAGUCCCCGUCCCCAUUGUUGCAUCACGCUACGUCCAAUCCUUACAUCCUCCAACAUGCUAGCUCACGGGACCCUGCGCGACAUUUUCUGAAAGUUGUUGACCUUGUUUUUUACAAUUCGUUCUUGUCGCAAACUUGCAUCUUAUUUGUCACCAAAAUGGACCACUCAACUACCCAGGGCAACUACCAUGCUUGCCGUCAUCAGUUCGAAGGCAGUCAAUCAGCCGUUGGUAUCGCCCCAGUUUGACGCC
Messenger RNA from Colletotrichum destructivum, 692 nucleotides. RefSeq lists its product as uncharacterized. The record is from RefSeq and is a predicted model, not a curated record. Bases 8 to 688 code for a protein of 226 amino acids. The transcript has a single exon. Lineage: Eukaryota; Fungi; Ascomycota; Sordariomycetes; Glomerellales; Glomerellaceae.